Molecule: messenger RNA, 2469 nt
Organism: Morchella sextelata
Lineage: Eukaryota; Fungi; Ascomycota; Pezizomycetes; Pezizales; Morchellaceae
Exons: 3
Coding region: 1-2469 (822 amino acids)
Biological process (GO): ribosome biogenesis
Cellular component (GO): nucleus
Molecular function (GO): preribosome binding; RNA binding; ATP hydrolysis activity
Source: RefSeq, a predicted model, not a curated record
AUGCCACACUACAGAUCCCUUACGAAGGACCUUGAGAAGAAGGUCUUGGUUCUAGUCCGCCGGUAUGUCGACGAAGUAGCGCUCGCAGAAGAACAGAAUGGGACGAGCUCGGGGCAAUUGCGAUUAUCAGUAACGAAGCUGUAUCAGUAUAUUGUCGCAGAUGGAAGUUUGCCGAGGCAAAAGAAGCUCAAUGUAGAAAAGAUGAUCGAGAAGGCGAUCGAUGUUCUCAGAGAGGAGGGCGAAGAAGACGACGGCGACGAGAUCGAUUCAGAUUUCGAGGGAUUGAAUGAGAUGGGGCUUAUGGAACCCACAAAUACAAAUGCGGUCAAUAAGAAAAUUGUGGAUAUGUGGGGCACGAAAGCGACUGCGACCCCCGCCGUAGAGUCGACAGCAUCCCCAACCUCUACAACCCCCGCCGCAACCCAGCGCGCCUCUUCUGUAGCCCCAGAAACAGCUACCCCACCUGUUCGAAAACGCAAGGAACGCUCCGUAAAGGAUGGCGAAACCACAAAGAGAGUAAAGGCGUCAAGCACCUCCACAGAAGACCGCACUCCCCCAAAGAACAUAACACUCAAGGAUCUCGGUGGUGUCGACGACAUAAUAAACGAUCUUCUCGAGCUUAUUGCAAUGCCACUGACCCAUCCUGAGGUCUAUGCGCACACCGGUGUGUCGCCCCCUAGAGGUGUCCUUCUCCACGGCCCCCCAGGGUGUGGAAAGACAAUGCUGGCGAAUGCGAUGGCUGGAGAGUUAGGUCUACCGUUCCUGGCAGUUUCGGCGCCAUCGAUAGUAUCCGGAAUGUCAGGGGAAUCUGAAAAGAAGCUCCGAGAGCUAUUUGAGGAGGCACGGGAGAAGGCACCUUGUUUGGUAUUCAUGGAUGAGAUUGAUGCUAUUACGCCAAAACGAGAGAGUGCACAGCGGGAGAUGGAACGAAGAAUCGUUGCGCAGCUUUUGACAUGUAUGGACGAUCUUACGCUUGAAAAGACUGGUGGAAAGGUUGUCAUGGUUAUCGGUGCCACAAAUAGACCCGACAGCUUGGAUCCUGCAUUGAGAAGAGCAGGAAGAUUUGAUAGGGAAAUUUGUCUCAAUGUACCCGAUGAAAUUGGGCGAGAAAAAAUUCUCCGGGUAUUGUCCCAAAAACUUCGCCUCAGUGGUGAUUUCGAUUUUUCGGCCCUUGCAAAGAUGACCCCUGGUUUCGUAGGCGCGGAUCUUAACUCUCUUACUGCAGAAGCUGGCACGUCUGCUAUGAAGCGGAUAUUUGAAAAUCUCAAAACACCUAUCACCAACCCCGGCAUCGAAGCCCUUAAAAUUACGCCCAAUAAUACUACUGCCGACGGAAUGGACAUUGAUGUUGAACCUCAUGUUCCCGCACCUCUCACUGAGACACUGCCUCACGAGGAAAACGCGCCCGUGACUAGCAUCAUCCAAAGCUUUCUAAAAGCCUACCCCUCAACAUUAACACCCUCUCAACUCGAACCUCUCACAAUAACUCUACCCGACUUCCUUACCGCCCUCCCCAAGAUCCAACCUUCUUCCAAGCGCGAAGGCUUUGCCACCGUUCCCGAUGUCACCUGGGCCGAUAUCGGCGCUCUCGGCCCCAUCCGUGUCGAAAUGCAAAUGGCGAUCGUUCAACCAAUUAAAAGACCCGAGCUAUACGCUUCAGUGGGCAUCACCGCGCCUACCGGCGUACUUCUCUGGGGUCCUCCUGGGUGCGGUAAAACCCUCCUUGCGAAGGCCGUCGCCAAUGAGUCUCGCGCAAAUUUCAUAUCUGUCCGUGGGCCAGAGUUACUGAACAAGUAUGUCGGAGAAUCUGAGCGUGCAGUGCGACAGGUAUUUUCCAGGGCAAGGGCAAGUGUGCCUUGCGUCAUUUUUUUUGAUGAGCUGGACGCUCUAGUCCCGAGACGAGACGACUCUCUGUCAGAAAGUAGUGCAAGGGUGGUGAACACCUUGUUGACGGAGCUGGACGGAUUGAACGAUAGGAAGGGUAUCUAUGUUAUUGGAGCCACUAAUCGUCCUGACGUUAUUGACCCAGCUAUGCUGCGUCCUGGACGUCUCGAUAAGCCACUUUUUGUUGACCUUCCUACCCCCGGUGAGAGAGUUGACAUUCUCAAGACAAUAACAAAGAAGUGUCCACUUGAAGGCGUAGACCUCAAGGCGCUGGGUGAAGAUGCCCGCUGCGAGAACUUCUCAGGAGCUGAUCUAGCGGCUCUGGUUAGAGAAGCGAGUGUGAGUGCGCUACGCAAGAGCUGCUUGAAGGAUAUUGGCUCGGGUAGCGAGGUGGUUAGUGUUCCUGUUGGACAGGUCCGGGUCACAUGGGAGGAUUUCGAGACUGCGUGGUGUGGUGUUAGGCCCAGUGUCACGGAGAGGCAGAGGGGGGAAUAUGGGAAAUUGGCGACGAAGUUUGGGUGGGGCAAGGAGAAGAAGAAGGGGUUGGAGGUGAAGAAGAAGACGGGCGAAGAAAAAGAGUUGUAG